This is a messenger RNA of Fusarium falciforme, 1392 nucleotides long. RefSeq lists its product as hypothetical. NCBI's taxonomy places the organism in Eukaryota, Fungi, Ascomycota, Sordariomycetes, Hypocreales, Nectriaceae. Gene Ontology annotation, biological process: proteolysis. The record is from RefSeq and is a predicted model, not a curated record. Bases 1 to 1392 code for a protein of 463 amino acids. The transcript has a single exon. Gene Ontology annotation, molecular function: metallopeptidase activity.
AUGACUCCUUGUUCGCAUCAGUCGCUUUACACCGACUGUACCGCCAUCGCGGACCGGGUCGGCUUUAAGAGACCUUCUCUCGACAGACGUCUUCUCGCAGCUUCUACCUCUGGUAAGAGGAGAAGAAACACGUUCCCGAUACCCGAAGAUGCCAUGAUAGAUGAGGAGACGUUUCCUGGGCCCUUGGUGCUGCCGUCCGACUUUUUGACCCAGCUCAACCCCGACACGCCCUUGUAUCACCAGUCCUGCAAGGUAUGGCGCGGAUACACGAGAAACGAAGUCGACGAAGACAGAAACAAGAUCUUUGUUCUUCCUCCACCCAUCUUUAGCGAACCUGUUGGAGGGGAUAGCGAUUCUUGGGGCAAGCCUAUCGUCUCAGAGUCAGACACCACUCCCGAGUUGCCAAACUGGACUGCGUCAUCAGCUCAGUUGAAGGACCUGAACAACUAUCUCGCGGCGUUUUACCAUCCCAUGACUAUCCAGCAGUCUCUGAUGCAGCUCAAGUGGCGCCUGUACAAAGGCAAACCGCCAAAGGAGGGACAGACGUACCUCGUCCUGGAGGUCCCAACUGUCCGCGAUAUCUUCCUCAUCAGAUACCGCCCGGGAAAAGAUGGCGUCUCACGUAUGCAGGUCCACGCCCCCGACCUCCUAGACGCCGUACUGAACAGGAUGCCUCCCAAAGCACACGCAACUGUCCUUCUGGUUGACUUUGAUUUAUACGACCUCAACGAUGAUGAGAAUAACAACUUCACUGUCACGGAAGCAUAUGGCGCCUCUCGGAUCGUCCUCGUGUCCACGUUCCGACUCCAUCCCGCCCUGGACGAGAUGCAAGACAUUGAUCGGGAGCACAUGUGGCCUGCUAGUCACUGCAAGGCUUACGCUGAUGGCUUGAUUGCCGAGGAAGAGGAGACGCAGACGGCGGAGCGACUUAAGAUGUCAAACGACGAGCCCCUCGAGUCCGACAAACCCCUCAAGUCCAUUUCGGCGCUCCCCGCUGCGAUUGAAGCAUACAAGACAGCCCCCGAGCCAAAGACCGUCGACGAGCUGACCGGCGUGUGGCUCGCCCGCGUCGCUUUUGCCGUCUCCCGUGGAUUAGGCUACUGCUUCGGCAUGGAACACUGCACCUACUACGCAUGCAUCAUGCAAGGCGUCUCCAGCACCAGACAACAGAGCCAUAUAUCUCCAUAUCUCUGCCCUAUUUGCACGUCCAAACUAUCUUGGGAGCUAGGCCCUCUCCUCGACAACGGACCCAAGAUCAACCUUCAGCGCCGUUGGGUAAAGGAGCAGGCUGUAGCCCUCAAGGAGUUUUGCGGGAAACGAAACAAUGUCGCUCAAUUUUCUGCAUUUGAGGCCUGGCUUGGAAAGAGAAUCGAGGAUAUCGGGGAGGAAUAG